Styela clava is the source of this 668-nucleotide messenger RNA. Lineage: Eukaryota; Metazoa; Chordata; Ascidiacea; Stolidobranchia; Styelidae. The record is from RefSeq and is a predicted model, not a curated record.
AGAUAUUUACUUUAUAUAUAAGCUGUUAGUUGUGUCAUCAAACAUUUCUAAAAGAAAAGAUGGAAUUCGUCAAAAUUGUUUUCUUCAUCUCUCUCAUCUGUGGCUUGUCCGCGAAGCUUAAAUUGCCCGCUGGAACCUGCGUUUCCAAGAUCGUGAAUGGGAAACUUGUCCAAGUUGGAGAUUGCCAGAAAAACGAUGGAUCCGAUAUCGUCAGAUUGAUCAAAAAAAGUCGCGAUGAGAAGAAAAAAACUGAAAUUAAAUGUGAUUUCAAAUACAAUUCAAAAUGCUUCCGGAUAGUUACGUAUGAUGUACAGAACGUCACCUUCAACGAUUCUGAAUCUAUUUGCAAAUCAAUGAACAUCGGGAAACCCGCGAAUAUUUACAACCUCACUCACUACCAGAUGUUGCUCACUCACCUGCGUCCACGGAUACCUGCUGGUUGGUCAUGGAUUGACAUCUGGACUGGGAUGCAGUAUAAGAACAAUCAGCUUUUGCUGUCAAGUGGAGGAAGUAUCACACUCGCAACAGAAGUGUGGUAUCCUUAUUAUCCAAAUCUCGAUGAAUCGUGGACAAAUGUAGGUGUUGCUGUCGAUAAAGAUCAAACAUAUCAGGGAAUAUUCAAUAGAAUACCAUCUUGGCCAAUCCACGGCGUCAUCUGUGAAAUAUAA